Molecule: messenger RNA, 10322 nt
Organism: Labeo rohita (rohu)
Lineage: Eukaryota; Metazoa; Chordata; Actinopteri; Cypriniformes; Cyprinidae
Gene: scn8aa
Product: sodium channel, voltage gated, type VIII, alpha subunit a
Exons: 27
Coding region: 631-6507 (1958 amino acids)
Biological process (GO): neuronal action potential; membrane depolarization during action potential; sodium ion transmembrane transport
Cellular component (GO): plasma membrane; axon; voltage-gated sodium channel complex
Molecular function (GO): voltage-gated sodium channel activity
Source: RefSeq, a predicted model, not a curated record
CUGUAGCUUUGCACCCUCGUCUGAAUAAAGGUCUUCUUGUCAGCAUUUAUCAAAUGUCAAGCUGAGCAAAUGAGCAAAAAUGCACAUGUGGACAGGUUUGAAGUGAUCCGUUGUAAUUAAGACGCUCAAAAGGCAAUACAUGCUUGGCUGCUUAUUGAUUGUAGGGUGGACGCAGGUUGCACGGGUGUGGUAUGCUACAUUUUCUUGUUUAUGUUCCUCGGGAGCAGAACCCUCGAACAGCGUCGUUGAGAUUCCUCGCUGUUCUCUCAAAACGAUAGACGUUUUAAUCAGAAAUGGGGUUAUAUGACUAAAACGAGGUUGGCUGUGUGAGUACAAAAGGGUAAAUACGACGAGAGAGCGAAAAAACACUGCAGUAUUUUCCGUUUUUCCUCCGUAGCUUCGGCCCGCUUUCGUGAAGGCGUCGGAGCUGCUUAGAAACGUACGUUUUCCGACAAAAUUGCUUUCUGACCACGAAGAAAAUGUGACAAGGCUUUGGAAAACGCGAAGAUGUUGUUCGUGAAACCGUUGUGCUACUAAGACAUGGAUUUCGUGACCAAACAUUGAUGAAAUCAAGAACUGGCUGCCGUGGAGGGUACAUAACAGGAGAAGAAGUUGCUGCAGGAUGAAAACAUGGCUGCACCCCUUCUUGCACCGCCAGGACCUGACAGCUUCAAAUACUUUACCAGGGAAUCUCUGUGUGAAAUCGAGAAGCGCAUUGCUGAGGAGAAAGCCAAGCCGCCACCUAAACCAGACAGCAGCUACCGCGACGAUGAUGACGAGAACAAGCCCAAGCCUAACAGUGACCUGGAGGCGGGCAAAAGUCUGCCCUACAUCUACGGGGACAUCCCUCCUGGAAUGGUGGCAACACCAUUGGAGGAUAUCGAUCCCUUCUACGUGAAUAAGAAAACGUUUAUAGUCCUAAAUAAAGGGAAAACAAUCUUCCGCUUUAGUGCCACACCUUCCUUGUACAUGAUAAGCCCUUUUAAUCUCGCUAGACGAAUAGCGAUUAAAAUUUUGAUACAUUCAGUAUUCAGCAUGUUCAUUAUGUGUACGAUUUUGACCAACUGUGUGUUCAUGACUUUUAGUAAUCCUCCUGAGUGGUCCAAACAAGUAGAGUAUACCUUCACUGGAAUUUAUACGUUUGAAUCAGCUGUAAAAAUCAUUGCCCGUGGAUUCUGUAUAGAUGACUUCACAUUCCUUAGAGAUCCAUGGAACUGGCUGGAUUUCAUGGUCAUCUCGAUGGCAUAUGUAACAGAGUUUGUGGACCUGGGGAAUGUAUCUGCGCUGAGAACAUUCAGAGUUCUCCGAGCAUUGAAAACUAUCUCUGUCAUUCCAGGUCUGAAGACCAUUGUUGGCGCUUUGAUCCAGUCGGUGAAGAAGCUGUCAGAUGUGAUGAUCCUCACCGUUUUCUGCCUCAGUGUCUUUGCCCUCAUUGGUCUGCAGCUCUUCAUGGGAAAUCUGCGGCACAAGUGUGUCAUCUGGCCCAUCAACAUCACAGAACAAUACCAGGCCAAUGGCAGCCAUGCAUUCAACUGGGAUGAUUACAUCAUGAAUGAGACUAAUUUCUACUUCCUGCCAGACCAGUCGGAUGGUCUUCUGUGUGGAAACAGUUCUGAUUCAGGUCGCUGUCCUGAAGGCUACACAUGCAUGAAGGCUGGUCGCAAUCCAAACUAUGGGUACACCAGCUUUGACAGUUUUGGCUGGGCUUUCCUGGCUCUGUUCCGCCUUAUGACGCAGGACUAUUGGGAGAACUUGUACCAGCUGACCCUGAGAGCAGCAGGGAAGACCUACAUGAUUUUCUUUGUGCUGGUGAUCUUUGUUGGUUCAUUCUACCUUGUGAAUUUGAUCCUGGCUGUGGUGGCCAUGGCAUAUGAGGAGCAGAACCAGGCCACUAUGGAAGAGGCGGAGCAAAAGGAGGCAGAGUUUAAAGCCAUGUUAGAACAGCUGAAGAAACAGCAGGAGGAGGCGCAGGCUAAUGCCAUGGCGACAUCGGCGGGGACGGUGUCUGAGGACGUGGUGGAGGAUGAUGGUGAUGGAGGUGGGAACUUGUCAUGCAGCUCAUCUGAGAUGUCUAAACUGAGCUCCAAGAGUGCCAAAGAGCGACGCAACCGCAAGAAGAAGUGGCGGCAGAAAGAGCAGGACAAGGAGAAAGGGGACAGUGAGAAGUUUGUCAAAUCUGAAUCGGAUGAUGGAAGCAGGAGGAGCAGAUUCCGUUUUCCUGACAACCGUUUAGGACGUAGAAGUUCUAUAAUGAACCAGUCUCUGCUCAGCAUCCCAGGCUCACCAUUCCCUUCAAGACGCAACAGCAAGAGCAGCAUCUUCAGCCGCUGUAAGGACGGAGGCUCCGAGAACGAGUUUGCAGAUGAUGAACACAGCACGGUCGAGGAGUACGACGAGCGGCGCGAUUCUUUCUUAAGCCCGCAACGUCGCAGCAGCUACACGGGUUACUACGGCAAGCGCAACAGCACAGUGGAUUGCAAUGGAGUGGUCUCUCUCAUCGGGCCGGGGCCUGGCGGACGCCUACUGCCUGAGGUGAUAAUAGAUAAGGCAGCCACUGACGACAGCCCAACCACUGAUCUCGAAAUCAAGAAGAAGCUCUCAGGCUCUCUAAUGGUUUCCGUAGAGCAGCUUAACACAUCAUUUGGGCGCAAGGAGCGAGCUAACAGUGUCAUGAGUGCGUUAACCAACACAUUGGUUGAGGAAUUGGAAGAGUCUCAGAGGAAGUGUCCACCAUGCUGGUACAAAUUUGCCAACACGUUUCUAAUCUGGGAGUGCGGCCCUGUUUGGAUGAGGGUUAAGGAGAUUGUGAACCUGAUUGUGAUGGACCCUUUCGUAGACUUGGCUAUCACCAUUUGUAUUGUGCUGAAUACUCUCUUCAUGGCCAUGGAGCAUUACCCUAUGACGAAGCAUUUUGAGCAUGUGCUGACUGUCGGAAACCUGGUGUUUACUGGAAUCUUCACUGCCGAAAUGUUUGCCAAACUGGUUGCAAUGGACCCAUACUACUAUUUCCAGGAAGGUUGGAAUAUUUUUGACGGCUUUAUUGUGAGCUUGAGUUUAAUGGAGUUGGGCUUGGCUAACGUGGAAGGUCUUUCUGUGUUGAGAUCAUUCCGAUUGCUGAGAGUUUUUAAACUGGCUAAGUCAUGGCCCACCCUCAACAUGCUGAUAAAGAUCAUCGGUAACUCAGUGGGAGCUUUGGGAAAUCUGACCCUGGUGUUGGCCAUCAUCGUCUUCAUCUUUGCUGUGGUGGGCAUGCAGUUGUUUGGGAAGAACUACAAGGACUGCGUGUGUAAGAUCGAUAAGGAUUGUGAGCUGCCCCGCUGGCACAUGAAUGACUUCUUCCACUCAUUCCUAAUCGUGUUCCGGGUGUUAUGUGGAGAGUGGAUCGAGACCAUGUGGGACUGUAUGGAAGUGGCUGGACAGGCAAUGUGUCUCAUCGUCUUCAUGAUGGUCAUGGUCAUAGGGAACUUGGUGGUCUUGAAUCUGUUCCUUGCCUUGCUGCUGAGCUCAUUCAGCGCAGACAACUUGGCAGCUCCUGAUGAUGACGGUGAGAUGAACAACCUGCAGAUCGCAGUUAUUCGCAUCAAGAAGGGAAUCGCUUGGGUGAAGGCCAGAGUUCGAGAACUGGUCAACAUCAUCCUCAGGAGGAAGGUCACCGACGAGGCCAAGCCGCUAGACGACAUGUACGACCGGAAGCUGAACUGCAUCGCCAAUCACACAGGCGUUGACAUUAGCCGUGACCUGGACUAUCAGAAAAAUGGCAACGGAACCACCAGUGGUAUCGGCAGUAGCGUGGGCAAGUACAUGAUUGAUGACGACCACAUGUCCUUCAUCCACAACCCCAACCUGACUGUAUGCGUGCCUAUCGCUGUGGGCGAGUCGGACUUUGAGAAUCUCAACACAGAAGAUUUCAGCAGCGAAUCUGAAGCAGAGGGCAGCAAAGAAUUGGAUGAGAUCAGCUCUUCAGAGGGCAGCACCAUAGAUAUUAAACCAGAGGUGGAGGAAGCGGUGGUGGUGGAGGCAGUAGAGGAAUAUCUUGACCCAGAACCUUGUUGGACUGAAGCUUGCAUUGCCCGCUACAAGUGUUGUGAUGUGCCCAUCACGGAGGGCUGGGGUAAGAGUUGGUGGUUCCUCCGGAAGACCUGCUAUCUCAUUGUGGAACACAACUGGUUUGAGACCCUCAUCAUCUUUAUGAUCCUCCUCAGUAGUGGAGCAUUGGCUUUUGAGGAUGUGUAUAUUGAACAGAGGAAGACAAUCCGUAUCAUUCUGGAGUAUGCUGAUAAAGUCUUUACCUACAUCUUCAUAUUGGAGAUGUUGUUAAAGUGGGUGGCCUACGGUUUUGUCAAGUACUUCACCAACGCCUGGUGCUGGCUGGAUUUCUUCAUUGUUGACGUGUCUAUAGUCAGCCUUAUAGCUAAUGCGCUGGGCUACUCCGAACUAGGGCCCAUUAAAUCACUCAGGACACUAAGGGCCCUGAGACCCCUCAGAGCAUUGUCACGUUUUGAAGGGAUGAGGGUGGUAGUCAACGCCUUGGUGGGUGCCAUCCCUUCCAUUAUGAAUGUGUUGCUGGUUUGCCUCAUCUUUUGGCUGAUUUUCAGUAUCAUGGGUGUCAACAUGUUUGCGGGGAAGUACUACUACUGCUACAAUGCGACUGCAAAGGCAAUGUUCGAAAUUGAAGUAGUCAACAACAGAUCAGAGUGCCAAGCGUUGAUAGAUCAGAACAACUCUGAGGUGCGCUGGAGAAACGUCAAAAUCAACUUUGACAAUGUGGGUGCUGGUUACUUGGCUCUACUGCAAGUGGCAACCUUUAAAGGAUGGAUGGACAUCAUGUAUGCAGCAGUUGAUUCACGAAAGGUGGGAGACCAGCCAAAGUAUGAGGAUAACAUCUACAUGUACAUCUACUUUGUUAUCUUCAUUAUAUUUGGCUCCUUCUUCACACUCAACCUCUUCAUUGGUGUCAUCAUUGAUAACUUCAACCAGCAGAAGAAAAAGUUUGGAGGGCAGGAUAUCUUCAUGACAGAGGAACAAAAGAAGUACUACAAUGCAAUGAAGAAGCUUGGCUCUAAGAAACCUCAGAAACCCAUACCCAGACCCCAGAACAAGCUCCAGGGAAUGGUGUUUGACUUUGUGACACAGCAAGUCUUUGAUAUUUCCAUCAUGAUCCUCAUCUGUUUGAACAUGGUCACCAUGAUGGUCGAGACGGACGAUCAGUCACAAGAGACCGAAAACAUUCUGUACUGGGUUAACUUCAUCUUCAUCGUGGCCUUCACCUCUGAGUUUGUCUUGAAGCUCUUUGCACUGCGUCAUUAUUACUUUACCAACGGCUGGAACAUCUUUGAUUGUGUUGUGGUCAUUCUCUCUAUUGUGGGUAUGUUCCUGGCUGACCUGAUCGAGAAGUACUUUGUGUCACCAACGUUGUUCAGGGUAAUCCGUCUUGCUCGAAUCGGACGUAUCUUGCGUCUGAUCAAAGGAGCAAAGGGCAUUCGGACUUUACUGUUUGCCCUGAUGAUGUCACUGCCGGCCCUGUUUAAUAUCGGCCUCCUUUUGUUCUUGGUCAUGUUUAUCUUUUCUAUCUUUGGCAUGUCAAACUUUGCCUACGUCAAGCGGGAGUCUGGCAUAGACGACAUGUACAAUUUCGAAACAUUUGGGAAUAGCAUGAUCUGCCUGUUCAUGAUAACCACCUCGGCGGGGUGGGAUGGCCUUCUCGCUCCCAUUCUCAACUACCCACCGGACUGUGACCCGGAUAAGGAGAAUCCAGGUACCUCGGUGAAAGGAGACUGCGGAAACCCUUCGGUGGGCAUCUUCUUCUUCGUCAUGUACAUCAUCGUCUCGUUCCUCAUCGUGGUGAACAUGUACAUCGCCAUCAUCCUGGAGAACUUCAGCGUCGCCACGGAAGAGAGCGCCGAUCCACUUUGCGAGGACGACUUUGAGUCCUUCUACGAAAUCUGGGAAAAGUUUGACCCCACUGCCUCCCAGUUUAUCACCUUCGCCAAGCUGGGUGACUUCGCCGACACACUGGAGCACCCGCUCCGCGUUCCCAAGCCCAACACUAUAGAGCUGAUCGCAAUGGACCUGCCCAUGGUGAGCGGCGACCGUAUUCACUGCCUAGACAUCCUGUUUGCCUUCACCAAACGCGUGUUGGGUGACAGCGGCGACCUGGAUAUGAUGCGGCAACAGAUGGAGGAGCGAUUCAUUGCUGCCAAUCCUUCCAAAGUGUCUUUUGAGCCCAUCACCACCACUCUGCGCCGAAAGCAGGAGCACGUGUCUGCCGGGGUCAUCCAGCGUGCUUACCGUGCGCAUCUUAUUCGGAGAGGCUUCAUCUGCAAGCGCUUGCUCAGCAGCACCAGGCUGGAGAACGGCGGGACCAAUCAGGACAAGAAGGAGGGAACGCCUUCCACUGCCUCGCUGCCGUCCUACGACAGCGUGACCAAACCCGAGAAGGAGAAACUGGAGGAGAGCGAAGGCAAAGAGGGCAAAAACCAAAAAGAUGUCAAGGAGUCCAAGUGUUAGGAACGACGAGGACCGAACUGUUGAGUCCAGACUGAAACUAUCUAUUCCAACAAAUGUAUAAAAAAUCAUUUGCAACAAAAAAAACACAGAAAUCUUUGGGGAACAAGGUUGUUUACAGACAACAAAUGCACCGGUGCAACAGGAAAGCAGCUUGGUUUUUACAGAUUUAACGAUGACCAAACCAACUUAUGAGCUUACUGUCUUAAUUUGUGCUCCAUGACCAAGAUUUUACUCUUUCGACUGCGAGGAGAAACAAAACAGUGAUCUGUGGCAGACAUCUUUGAUAGGGACCACCUGCCAUAGGACAAACAAAGCAAGCUCAUAAGCUGGAUUCCUUUGCACCACCAUGCGUGGAGUUCAGCAUUCCUCUGCUAUGGACAUCCCUUUCAAACACUACACUGCCGAAAUCCCACGGAAACCUCCCGCUCAUCCCAGGAGGGAUUCUGGGAUGUUGUAUUGUAACCAUAGGAGAACCAGUAAUAACGACGUUAACUCAAUCAUGUGGAGUGUCCGUGGAACAAAAAAAGAACAAAAAAACAAAACAGAACAUUAUGCAAGGGUUUUCAGUUGUUGUGAUGAAUCUCUCACCUUAUUUGACCCACAAAAAGUAGGGGAAAAAGUUCAGCCCAUGUCAUUCAUCUCGUCAUCAUCUCUUUGUUAUACUUGCAGAAAAAAGACAUUUUAUACAUGGGCUUUCACAUCGAUAUCGGGUUGGGGAUUUAUCAGGGUUUCGACUUGGGCUGAAAGGGACUUACUCAGACUGAGUUCCUGGUAAAUAAAUAAUUACUUGUGCUCGUUCAAUGCAUAGAAAUGACUUGCAUGGUGGCAUGUUUUGAUCAGGAAUCAUGCAUGUAUAAUCAUAGUCCACUUGACACUGCUACUCAAACCACAUCAGUGGCUUGACCAUACAUUCGAUACUGUCCACUAGUUAUCAAAUUAAUAGAUAUAGCUGGGAAAUGAUUGGUCAAUAGCAGCAUAUUUAACUACUGGCUAUGACAAGUAUAUUUAUACUUACCCCUCGUAAAGCUUGCUUCCUGAUUAACUGAUUCUCACACCAUGCGUCACGUGCGUACUUUGAGGUGGUCGAGCAAAGCCGUUGCUUCGUUCGGAUACACAACGUGCACAUUCGCAACACCCGCAAGGGUGCUUCACUGCCCUGGACUUGAGGAAAACUCGAAAUUUGGAGAAACGAUUACACUCUAAACAAAUCUUGGACUCAUAAACCUUGAUUUGCUUUUUUGCACCAGCAAUAUAAUUCAACUGCCCCUCAAUGUGCAGCUGAGGCUCCGUAGGGCCUUCAAAUAGAUCUUCAAAAGGUUUAGCCACCAUGCCAUUUAAACCCUUACAAUGCUUUGUCAGGCCUAGGUGGGAGGCCACCUCUUCGAUUUUCCUGGAGUUACUUGUCUUCAUGUCAGCACAUCCUCAUGUUUACCAUUUAUAAAGAGGUUGUCAGUUGUGUUAGCAUCUUGUUUCGUGUUGAGGAAAGCACUCGAGUAGCCAUUUUGAAUGCAUCCUGUAGACAUGUAAUAGCUUUCUCCCUGUCGAAUGAAAAAAGUGACUGAUGUAUAUUUGGUAUAGCUUGGAUUAUACAUGUAAACUGGCCUUACGCAGAAGGGAAACUAGGAAGGCGGCACUUUUAGAAUGACGUGAUGGGUACUUGUGUUGUCUGAUAGCAUGCGGAUGAUCUUAGCCAGUGAUGGUGAUACUACAGAUUGGCUCGUUGCUACCUCCAGAGCAAACUGCCAUCCCUUCUUGCUCUGGGCGCAAUCGUAGUUGAUUCAGUUGCAGUAUUUUGAGUAUCGUUUCAUUACCUCUCCUAGUCGGGAAGGACGAAUGCUUAUCUGGUGUGGGCUAGCCCAGUGGAAGAUAACAUAAUCUCAAACUGCUGGGUCAGUAGACAUACGCCACCAGAGCCGGAGUGCGGGAGAGCACGCCAGUUUACAAACCCACUUCCUCUACUUUUCAGACCUGUAGGUCUGCUUACUGCCUGAGAUCUGUAAAUCAGCGUGGGUGCUGUGGACUUAAACCAAAUGAAGCCUGGUGAAACACUUAGACUACCGUGUAGUUUUCCCCCCCGAGAACUCCCAUUUUAGUUCAGAUGUGAAAUGAAAACACUCUCACUGACUGUAUGACAAGUUAAUGUAUCAUUCAAUGUACAGGAGGGGGCUAUGAUGUACAUGGCACAAUUGCUGAAAAGAAUGAACUUUUUGAGGAAAACUAUAAGCAUUGUAAUAUAUUAUUUUCUUUUAAAUGGCAUGCUUUGUUGUGGGUUUUGUAAAUACAGAAUUUUAAAAAAUUACUGCUAUUAAUCGAAUAAUAAAUUAUAACGAUGAUAUAGAAUGGCUUCCAGCUGAUGCCCUUGUCACCUAUUUGAAUUUUUGGUUUGUUUUUUUCUAACACAUUUCACUUUUAUUAAAAGGAAUUGAAUGAGAUGUAUCAAGAAUACUCUAUUAUACAAAGAAUAUAUGUAUACGUGUAUACUAUAUGUAUGACAGAAUACAUAUAAUAUACAUUUAAUAUGUAUGAAAGGAUAUACAAAUGAGCACUGUAAUAUUUCAUUUAUAUGCAACAUGUCCAGUGGAUGUCCAAAAAAAAAAUUAUGUUGGAGACGAACACACGCACGAUUGUUAUCAGCGCUGCUUGGAUAUUUAAACCUGAUUCUGUAUGACGAGAGGGUUAUGCAACCAGCACACCUCUGUAACCUUGAGGUUCUGUCGACACGCAUACUAACACACAUUUACACGUGAAUGCACAUAUAUGCGCCGUCCUGCCUAUGGACAUUUUGUGGUCACCCACCCGAGCCUGAAAGUCUAAAACCGUCACAGAGCAGUUCAUGUAUUCUACUCUAAAGGCCUCCCUUUACCGAAUACUUCAGUGGCGGUACUCGCGGGCCUGAGCGACCGUUUUGUAUGCAUUUCGUAUCCGGUUUUUAUGUGUUCAGUGGUCUGUUUCUAGUGCUACUUCACUAAUUGUCGUGUGCCUUUUUCUGCAUUUUCUCCAUGUUCCUACAUUUUCUGAAUUGCAUUUCACUUGCAAUUUUGGAGGAUGGUGCCAUAUUUAACGUUUAGUUGAUGGUGGGGGAAAGACGGGAGAAUUCAAAAUGGAGCACAAUGCAAAUCAGGGACUAUAGUCUGAACAAGGCGUCUGGUGUGUACUGCCAGAGGAACACUGAAACCAACCAAGAAAACAACAAGCCCACUUCUUCCAGAUUUGAUGUUCUGAAAUCUUCUGAUGUUCUGUUUUCUGUACUUUGUGUAUCAUCCACUUGGCUUGUAAAAAAACUAACAAAAAAAAAGUAUAGCUUGCCUUCAGACUUUUGUGUUCUUUCCAUCUUUGAAACUCACUUUUGUAUCGAUAUUCAGUUACUGGACUUCCAUUUUUAGCAUGACUAAUGCUUCCCAUUUUGCUGAAAAGAUUUCAAAAGUGCUUUUCAAACUGUUGUUUUGUUUGACACAGUGUUGUAGGAGGACAUAUAAUGGUGUGUAUGGCACAACCACUGGAACUCUUAGUAAGAACAUAUAAAAGAUUGUCUUCAUUUGAGCACGAAACUUUUUAACAAUAAAGCAGCCUUCCAGUUGCACAGAGUCGUCAAUGAUUUUGUCCAACGUGAACAAGGAGCCACAGACACAUUUAGUGCUACUACUAACACUUCAUCUAUUUUAUUCAUUCAUUCAUUCAUUCAUUUUGUAACUCUCUGCUCUUAAUUUACCCAAAAAUGAAAAAAGCUGGUCAUUAUUUGCUUAUCUUAUUCUACCUCUUCCAAUUCUGUAUGCAUUUCUUUCUUCUGUGGAACACAAUAAAAGCUAUUUAAUCAA